Messenger RNA from Triticum dicoccoides, 621 nucleotides. Its product is annotated as aminopeptidase M1-C-like. Gene Ontology annotation, cellular component: membrane; cytoplasm. Bases 43 to 621 code for a protein of 192 amino acids. The transcript is spliced from 3 exons. The record is from RefSeq and is a predicted model, not a curated record. Gene Ontology annotation, molecular function: metalloaminopeptidase activity; peptide binding; zinc ion binding. Gene Ontology annotation, biological process: proteolysis; peptide catabolic process. Lineage: Eukaryota; Viridiplantae; Streptophyta; Magnoliopsida; Poales; Poaceae.
CGCAACAAAAAGCCAGCGUGUGUAUCUGAGCGUAAUCCUUCCAUGGCACCAGUGGCCGGAGGUGCGGCGACGGCGAUGCUGCAACUUCUCCUCGUCACUCACCUCAUCGUUGCCACCUGCAGCAGCCAACAGGCGGCAGGUCUCAGAGGAGCUGUUGUGCCUGCACUCGUCUCGGUGCCCAUGCCGACAAUCACGGCUGACUCACCAGAUCAGUUCCGCGGCAAGCUUCGACUUCCACGUUUUGCUUUGCCAAGCCACUAUGAGCUCAAUUUCCGCCCUGACCUCAUGUCCUACACCUUCUCUGGUGUGGUGGCAAUUACUGUCAUCGUCUUAGCACCGACCCGAUUCCUCGUGCUCAAUGUUAUGGAACUCACCAUUGACCAUGCAUCCAUUUACUUCAAGUUGUCCCAAUGUUUGGUGCCAACCGAGGUGGUGUUUUUCAAGGAUGACCAAAUUAUGGUGCUCAGGUUCCGUAAAGAGCUUCCACUAGGUGAGGGUGUUCUUAGGGUGCAUUUCAAUGGCACCCUCAAUCAUGAGAUGAUGGGAUUUUACAGGAGGUAUGACAUCCUUUUUGCAUUUGUAUUUCAUGCACGAAAGCGUAAUAUUACCAAUUGGUAUUAG